AUUGAUGAAGAUAGCGAUGGUGAACUGUCGGACGACCCUGCACCUUACGCUGAUCGAGAGCUAGUCAACAAGGAACUGACACCGAAAGAGACAUUCUUGCCACACGACUCUGACCCUACCAUGAUCGAGGCUACAUUCAAGAUCCAAAUGCCUGACGGCAAGAGCUGGUUCACUCAGAAGAACAUAAUCCCCGAGAAGCGCGAACCCGCCGACCUGAGUCUGUACGCAGCCGAGGACAGCAUCUUCUUCCCUGACCUCGAGAGCUGCAAGGUUCCCAAGAAGGACAAGGAUAAAAAGAACAGCGCCGUGGUACGAUGGAAUAAGGUUAGCCAGAACCAUUGGGAGCGGACCUUCAAGGGCAUCCAUGAGGUCUUCACCCCAAGCAUCGCCCUCCGCCGCUUCAAUGCACGCACCCAAGCAUAUGAACACAUCCACAUUGGCCAGUCGAAACUUAUCAACAUCGACCCCAACGAUAAGAAGUGGAAAGAUGCAUACAACAAGUGGAUUGACCAGAUCUCGCGCCGCUCCAACGCCGCCUACCAGAAGAAGAAGAACCGCGACCACUGGACAGUCCCAGAGAUCUGUGCCAUGUACACCGGCAUCAACGACUUCAUUCACGGACAUGGCUUUGAUGCGUACGACACCAUUACCACCGCUGACCUGACCGAUAUCGUUGAUGCCAUCAAUGUGGUUGGUGGGAAGAACCGUGGGCUGGACGCUUUGCGAGGUCAGAUCACGUCGGCGCAUGAGACGAAGAACAAGACGACGGCGUAUCUUCGUGAGCAUGCCCGAGACUUUCGAUUGAUGAUUGAAGCUGGCGGCGUGGUGAGCGAUGAGGAGCGGUACCCCGAACACAUGAUCCCUCUGUCAGAGUUUCCAGUUGAGAAGCGCCCCAGCCACCGAAAGGGCACAGGUAAACCCAAGGUAUAUAAGCCGAGGUUCCGAUCUGUGGCUAUACAAACUGGCGAUGAUAAUGUUGUUCCCGAAAACUUCGACGCUGCCGGCAUUGCCUCGACUGCAAGUAAGAUCCCCAAGAAGCGCAAGCGCGAUGCACCAGCAUCCGACAGCGACGAAGUCAAGGAUCAGACCGAGCUUCCUGGUGACGAAAGUGACGAAGAGGAGGUCGAGCAUGGCUACGGAAGCGAUGCUGGCGAGACUUCGGACGAGGAGGUGGAAAACGGCGAU
Molecule: messenger RNA, 1185 nt
Organism: Alternaria rosae
Lineage: Eukaryota; Fungi; Ascomycota; Dothideomycetes; Pleosporales; Pleosporaceae
Exons: 1
Source: RefSeq, a predicted model, not a curated record